GAGAAGCAAGGGUAAAGUAUUUUCGCAAUUUCUGCCAUGAAGAUUUUACUAGCUUCUCUCCCCAAGGCCACAGCCAAUCAGCGCGCGUGCCCUGGCACCUGCGUCUCCUGCGUCAAGACGGCCGGGACGAGCGAAUGCAGGCGCCGGGCGAGCUGGGAGCGAUUUAAAACGCCUUGGAUUCCCGGGGCCUGGGUGGGGAGAGCGAGCUGGGUGCCCCCUGUAUCCCCCACCCCGGGCACCCCAUGAGCCGACCCGCGGCCCCAUGGAGCCCGGCAAUUAUGCCACCUUGGACGGGGCCAAGGACAUGGAUGGCUUGCCCGGGGCGGGAGGGAGUCGGAAUCUAGUCGCCCACUCCCCACUGACUAGCCACCCGGCAGCGGCGCCUAUGCUGAUGCCCGCCGUCAGCUAUGCCCCCCUGGACCUGCCGGGCUCUGCGGAACCGCCAAAGCAGUGCCACCCUUGCCCCGGGGUGCCCCAGGGGGCGGCCCCGGCUCCGGUGCCUUACGGCUACUUUGGAGGCGGGUACUACUCCCGCCGAGUGUCCCGGAGCUCGCUGAAACCCUGUGCCCAGGCGGCCACCCUAGCUGCCUACCCCGCCGAGACUGCCGCGGCCGGGGAGGAGUACCCCAGCCGCCCCACCGAGUUUGCCUUCUAUCCGGGGUACUCGGGACCCUACCAGCCUAUGGCCAGUUACCUGGAUGUGUCGGUGGUGCAGACUCUGGGGGCCCCCGGGGAGCCUCGCCACGACUCCCUGCUGCCUGUGGACAGUUACCAGUCCUGGGCCCUCACCGGGGGCUGGAACAGCCAGAUGUGUUGCCAGGGAGAACAGAACCCGCCAGGGCCCUUCUGGAAGGCAGCAUUUGCAGAUACAAGCGCGCAGCACCCUCCAGAAGGCUGCGCCUUCCGACGGGGCCGAAAGAAGCGCAUCCCGUACAGCAAGGGGCAGUUGUGCGAGUUGGAGCGCGAGUAUUCCGCUAACAAGUUCAUUACCAAGGACAAGAGGCGCAAGAUCUCCGCGGCCACCAGCCUCUCAGAGCGCCAGAUCACCAUUUGGUUUCAGAACCGCCGGGUUAAGGAGAAGAAAGUCCUCGCCAAGGUCAAGACCAGCACCACUCCGUGAGGGAGAUCCCUGCCUGGGGGGGGGGGGGGGGAGAAAUGGGAGUGUCCUGGGGAGACCGGGAGACUGCCAGUGCCAGGCUGGAGCGCAGGACUCUAGUGAGGGGCUCCCACAGGUUACACUCGUCACAGGCCACACCUCUUGGGCUGUUCCUCAGGGAUGGUCUGCUGUACCCCCAUAUGUUCUAGGGAGCCAGUGAGGCCCAGAGUUACAGUCCAACCCACCAGAGUAAGCCACCACCUACGGGACCUGUCGCGGUCAUAAUCAUUCAUCUUAGCGGUGACAGUAAUUACUAUCACCAGUAUGAGUUCCCAUGAUAAUUAGUCUCCUAUUUUCUAUCUAGAGCUCUGAAGAGCACCUUAGAAACCACUUGCAUGGAUUGAGCUGAUUAUGAAUAAACUUGGAAGGAGACCCCUGGCAGGGAAGCUU
Acinonyx jubatus (cheetah) is the source of this 1546-nucleotide messenger RNA. It is a transcript of the gene HOXB13, whose product is annotated as homeobox B13. Gene Ontology annotation, molecular function: RNA polymerase II cis-regulatory region sequence-specific DNA binding; DNA-binding transcription factor activity, RNA polymerase II-specific. The record is from RefSeq and is a predicted model, not a curated record. Gene Ontology annotation, biological process: regulation of transcription by RNA polymerase II. Bases 263 to 1120 code for a protein of 285 amino acids. The transcript has 2 exons. Lineage: Eukaryota; Metazoa; Chordata; Mammalia; Carnivora; Felidae.